GCCCUAAGCUACUCCUCUCUCCCUCCACAAUGGACAGGCCCCUCCUGCGGGGACUCCCUGUGCUGCUCUGCUGCUUCAGAGUACUAUCUGGGUCAUUUACGAACAGAGAAUAUGCAGGCAAUUACCAGCAGCACCUCUAUAUUGAAAAAAGCAAAUUUUUUGACACUGUCCAGUGCAAGAUGUGCCACAUCAUGUUUCCAGGGCAGAGAUGCUACAGAGGCAGGGGGAUAUGUCAUGCCACACCGGAGGAGGCUUGCACAGUUGGGAGGAUUUCUAAAAGUGACGGUACUCUGUGGUUGAUCUUCGCGGGCUGCCUGAAGAACUGUGCGAACGUGAACAACAUCAGAUGGAGCAUCUACCUGGUAGACUUCCGGUGCUGCAGGAGCUCUGACUUUUGUAAUGAACUCAUCUAGAAAUUCUGUGGCUCCACCUCUAGGGGGCAUUGUUGCCACGGCCUCUUCAGAAUGCUUUCCUAAAUAAACACAU
Myotis brandtii (Brandt's bat) is the source of this 486-nucleotide messenger RNA. It is a transcript of the gene PATE1, whose product is annotated as prostate and testis expressed 1. The record is from RefSeq and is a predicted model, not a curated record. The coding region runs from base 30 to 413 and encodes 127 amino acids. Lineage: Eukaryota; Metazoa; Chordata; Mammalia; Chiroptera; Vespertilionidae. The transcript is spliced from 5 exons.